AUGAGUUGUUCUGUUAAUGAAUGCAGUAAUCCGAUUUGGUUUAAGUUUCCGAAAGAUCAGUUGAUGAGAAACAAAUGGUUACAAGCAAUAAAAAGACCAGACUUCCUACCAAAAAGCUACAAUGGAUUAUGCAUAGAGCACUUUAGAAGAACUGAUCUAACUGAUGCAUCAUGUUUUGAUAAUUCAGCUCAAAGGAUUCGAUUACGCCAAGGAGUUGUUCCGUCAGUGUUUUCUUGGAGUAAAAAUUCAAAUUUUGUCAAUAAUGAAACUAAUUCAGAAUUCCAUUCCUUUGGUGAUCUGUUGGAAAAAGGUUCAUUACCAAGUGAUAGUGGAAAAGGAAAGGCAAAUAAACACGACCAUUCUGCAAAAGAGACAGUAGAAACAAAAUUUGAUAAAAAUAUCAAAAGAAAACCACGCUUUAAUAUAGAAGAGUUGAAAGAUGAACCAACAGUCAUUCUGGAAUUCACUGGGUUGGAAUGUUAUAGUAAAUUCAAACUUGUUUUUGAUAGUCUAGGUGAAGAAGUAAAUCACGUAAAUUAUGGGAGUAAUCGUUCAAAUGGAGGAUUAUCCAAGGAAAAUCAAUUAUUUUUGACUCUAUGGAAACUAAAGAAAAAUUGCACUAACAGGGAACUUGGUAUGUAUUUCAAUAUUUCUAAGGAAGCAGUUGGAAAUAUUUUCAAAUCGUGGAUAAAUUUCAUGGCAUGUCAGUGGUCGACAAUUAUUUUUUGGUUAAGUGAGCAGUUAGUUCAGUAUUACAUGCCUGAAAACUUUGAAAAAGAUUUUCCACUAACAAACGUAAUAAUUAACGGAACUGAAAUUGACGUAAAGAGGCAGUCUACUUUUAGUUAUUAUAACGACACAACUGUUAAAACAGUGUUGGGAAGCACACCUGGAGGACUGCUAUGCUACUGUAGUGACUUCUACGAAGGUUCUACUAGUGAUCGUCAAGUUGUUCAACAACAGUGUGAACCAGGAGAUGUUAUCACGGCAGACCGUGGAUUUUCCGUACAAGAUAUAUUUGCUCCUUACAAUAUUACUGUAGCCACAUCUCAUUUUACCAAAGGCAAAGGGUACUUGCCUCUUAAAGUUCUAUUAAGGAAUCGUAAACUGUCUCGUUACAGAGCUCACAUCGAGCGGAUAAUAGAUAUGCAAUCCAAACUUCUAAAGGUAUGA
This is a messenger RNA of Copidosoma floridanum, 1173 nucleotides long. RefSeq lists its product as uncharacterized. The record is from RefSeq and is a predicted model, not a curated record. NCBI's taxonomy places the organism in Eukaryota, Metazoa, Arthropoda, Insecta, Hymenoptera, Encyrtidae.